Molecule: messenger RNA, 1609 nt
Organism: Oenanthe melanoleuca
Lineage: Eukaryota; Metazoa; Chordata; Aves; Passeriformes; Muscicapidae
Gene: CCDC57
Product: coiled-coil domain containing 57
Exons: 9
Coding region: 148-1443 (431 amino acids)
Source: RefSeq, a predicted model, not a curated record
AUCCUGCCGGCGUGGAUGCUGCCCUGGCUUUCCGCAGGAACAGGACCAGAGCAGUGGACUUCAACUUAUGAAUGGGUUUCUGCGGUUGAGCUCUAGGAAUAGUCACAUAGAUAUCUGCACGAGGAUUAUGUGAACCUGAAACUUCACAUGGAGCAAAAGAUUCAAGAACUGAAAGACGCUGAUGUCAGAAACUGGUCUAAACAACAACUGUCUCUGGCAGCUGAGCAAGAAUGGAUUCUGAAGCAGAGUAAAAUGCAAACAGAACUGAACUGGCAGCAGUUCUGUGAGAAUGCUGAAAGUAAAUGGUGCCAGAAAUCAGAGGAUCUAAUACACAGCCUGUCUUCAUCAAAAGAGGAGAUAUUUCAGUAUGAUGAUGAUGAAAAUUCUCUGUGUAAAGAUAUCCCUUCUUCGGAUAUAAAAAAGCUGAAGGAACAGAAUGCCAGCCUUCGGGCUGCUAUUGCACAAAUGAGGAAAGAAAUGGAGAGUCUUGAUGAGCAGAUGUUGCCUUCUCUUAUUCUAACAGAAGACAGACAGCCUGGAGAGCAAAGUUCAUUGAGCACAAACAAAACUUCAAAUGGAACCACACUGAGCAACAUCAAAGUCAAUUCGACUAAGUUGGAUUGUAUAGUAAACCCAGACACAGAAGAGGGGGCAGAACCCAAAGUUCUUGAAGAAGAUAUGGUAGAUUUUGGACAACAGCUACCUGGUGUUGUUUGUCAGUAUAGUGUCAAAUGCACUCUACGAGGACUGCAAAGUAAACUCAAGGAAGCAGCAAGAAAAAUCUCAGUUCUGAGCCAAGAAAAGCAGCAGCUGAUUGAAAUGGGAAACAGUCUCAGGGCAGAACUGGUGUUAAAGGAAGGACUCUGGCAUCCUGUUAGCUCUAAACGCUGCACAGUUUGUAUUGCCUCUGGUAGUCUUCUUCCAAGAGAACUGGUCAGAAGAACACAGUGUCAGCUAUCAGUUCUAAAGCAUCUACAGCACAGACUCUCAGCACAGGUUCAGCUAGAUUUCUCUAUUGAAAAUGGUGGGCCAAAUACAUUCUCAGCAACAAAGGCAGAUACAUGCACAAAGACUGUUCAAACUCAGCUGCUCAGUCAGAGUCCUAGCCAAGACCAGCAGGUCCAGCUUUCCUCGUCUAGAGCACAUAAUUUCUGUCAAAUUUUAGAUACGGGAUCGAGUCUUUCUCUACAAAGUCAUCAAAAGAACACGAGCCAGGUGGAGUUUGAAGUUGUACAUUCAAUUGAGCAAUCUGAAGAAUCUCGGCCAAGUGUCAAAGCCAAGGAUAAGCUUGAAAAGUCAGCUGAAGAUUUGACAGUCAGAGGAACAAGGCUGGAAGUUCAGCAGAAGUUGAAAUCUAGGAGUUUAUCUUGUGCUCAUCUAGUAAAACCAAAAAUCUCUUCUAGCAUGGCAAAAAUCCGCAAUUAUAAUAUUAAAGACUGUUGACAGUAUGUUGUAGGUUCACAUUUGCUAUUUACUUACUUUGACAUCUCUAUACCAGGUCUAAUUAUCAGCCUGUUUUGUAUGUCAGGUUGAGAUAUUUGCAGCCAGAAGAGAGAACAAGUACCCUGUUUCAUACAGUAAAGCCUAAAAUAAAGGGUUAAUUUGUGUA